AUGUCCAGCAAGCGUGCCAAGGGGAAGACCACAAAGAAGCGGCCUCAGAGGGCCACGUCAAAUGUUUUUGCCAUGUUUGACCAGUCACAGAUCCAAGAGUUCAAAGAGGCCUUCAACAUGAUCGACCAGAACAGAGACGGCUUCAUUGACAAAGAGGAUCUGCAUGAUAUGCUGGCAUCUCUGGGUAAGAAUCCCUCUGAUGAUUACCUGGAGGGGAUGAUGAGUGAAGCUCCGGGGCCUAUCAACUUCACAAUGUUCCUCACCAUGUUUGGCGAAAGGCUCAAUGGAACAGACCCAGAAGACGUCAUCCGUAAUGCUUUUGCCUGCUUUGAUGAGGAGGGAUCUGGUGUGAUCCACGAGGACCAUCUGAGAGAGCUGCUAACCACCAUGGGUGAUCGCUUCACAGAUGAAGAGGUGGAUGAGCUUUUUCGUGAGGCACCCAUUGACAAGAAGGGCAACUUCAACUAUGCAGAAUUCACCCGCAUCCUGAAACAUGGUGCCAAAGACAAGGAUGAUGAGUAGACUGACAAGAUGACUGCACAUGUACUACAUCAACAGCCAAGUUUCUACUUUUGUGGCCCUUGUUUUGAGAAAUUUGUAGUGUGCUUGCAAGGCUACCAAGUGGGUGUGGACAUUGUGCUAACAGCUACUGCCUUUUAUUUAGACCUAUAUAUGUUUAUGAAGGGUAGGACCUCGGGAUCCACGCAAUAUACCACAAUACACUUUUCAACUCGCAACUCUUUUCAGAUCAUUGAAGGUUAUCCAUGAAAGUGUGUCUGAGUUUAUGCAUCUUGUAGGAAGAUCUUAAAUCCACUUAUCAUUACAGAUCAUUCCCCUUGCUCUUCACAAGACCUUGGAUGGGUAAAGUUGAGUAUCCUCAGAUUGCAGCUAUUCUUAAAGAGGAAUCUUCUCUCAACUCUUGAUAUGUCAAACACUAAUGUGUAUGUUAUAUAUCUGUGCAUUUGGAUGACCAGAUUAAAUGCUAUGCUAUAUCCCCACUAUGUUUGCCUCCUCCUGAACAAGAUGUGCACCAAGCCUCCUUUCAUGGAGCUGUACCGAUGUGAUGGCAGUGGAUGAAGAAAUUAUUCCAAUUUAUUUAUGAGUGACAAUCACAAGCAAUCCAAAAAUUAAAGUAAUUAAAGUAAAUUCAUGCCCAUGAAACCUUGAAAUUGAUCGCACAUGCUUAGUUACUCUAUUGUGCUCUUCCCGUCACACCUGUUGAAGUAUUCUGUAUUGAAGUUUGAAGUUAUUCAGGCAAAUAAAGUCUGUGUAUGAUAGUGACUGCAAAAA
This is a messenger RNA of Thalassophryne amazonica, 1290 nucleotides long. RefSeq names its product myosin, light chain 9b, regulatory (gene myl9b). Gene Ontology annotation, biological process: myofibril assembly; platelet aggregation. The record is from RefSeq and is a predicted model, not a curated record. NCBI's taxonomy places the organism in Eukaryota, Metazoa, Chordata, Actinopteri, Batrachoidiformes, Batrachoididae. Gene Ontology annotation, cellular component: myofibril; stress fiber; cytoplasm. Bases 1 to 522 code for a protein of 173 amino acids. Gene Ontology annotation, molecular function: calcium ion binding. The transcript has 3 exons.